AUGUCUCGUCUUGCUCGCUUCGCCCUUGCUGGGCUUGGGGCUUCGGUCGCUCAUGCUCAGACCUACACUACCACCGUUACCGAGACUGUCACCGAGUGUGCUUCGUCUUGCUACUCUGUGGUCUCGCAGUGUACCUCGACCGAGUACCUUACCUCGUGUGCUGGGACCAUGACUUGUACUCUCGGCUCUGACACUUCUGUCGAGGUUCCGAGUGGUUCUUCCUCUGUGUCUGGCUCUGAGACCUUUGUCGUUGUGUCUACUCCUCGAACCAAGAUUGUCAUUGCCCCUACUUCUUCUUCUUCGACUCUUCCUGGAAACACCACUUUUGAUGCUAGCCCUUCUACCCUCUCCUCCGGCACUGCUUCUACUGAGACUACCGUCGUUUCUGAUUCCACCACCGCGUCGGAGGCCUCUAGCGCUCAUCCUGAGGUGACUUCCUCUCAGUCUCAGGUCUGCACCGAGCCCUAUGGAUGCUCCUCCAGCACUCCCUCGCAGAGCGUGGGGACCUCCACCUCUAUCACCAACCUUGAGACGAUGCCUACUCUUGUCCAGAGUGUCGACUCUAGCGCUCUGCCUUCCGGUACUUCGGCUGAGAGUGAGGUUACCACUUCUGCCUCCAGCAAGGAGACUUCUUACUCAGGAUCCUCCACUUCUUCGGUCGCUAGCACGGAGACCUCUGCCCUUCCAUCUGCGCCAACUGGUAGUGAGAGCCCCAGCACUGUCUCUGAGCAGGACACCUCCACCGAGGGCAUCGGCAGCUCUACUGCCACCACUGAGGAGCUCUCUACGACUACUCUCAGAUCAGUCAUUACCAGCCAAGUCACCGUCUCCGAGAGCGCAUCUACCACCGGCGAGGGCUCUACUACGCUUUCAGAGACAUCCGAGGGGGGCUUCUCCAUCAAGACUCGCAAGUCUUCCUCCAGAGCUAGCUCUGCCAGCACUACCGAGGACGCCAGCACUGAGACGGACCAGGGCACCUUCUCUACCGACUCUGUCUCAUCUGAAGGAACUACUGUCACUAAGUUGACGUCUCAAAUCACCAUCACCCAAGCCGAAUCUUCCUCUGGCGUUGAGUCGACUGAUACCCCUGAGGACACCAGCUCCGGCGAAGUCUCCUCCUCUAAGCCAUCCAACACUGGAGCUACAGCCUCCGAGACAGACUCUUUGUCCAUCCAGAGCACCAGUGUAAUUGGAAGUUCCUCUUCCAAGACUUCUGUCACUACUGGAUCCACUGGCAGCGUUGUCAACCCCGAGUCCACCUCCAAGAUUUCCUCUGGUACCAGCGAGACCGAGUCCACCAAGACUCCCUGCCCACCAUACUCUCACACUCAUAUUUACCCCAACACUACCGUUGUUCACAGCACUGCUGAGCAGGACACCGACUCUUCUGCUCUCCCCGGUAGCUUCACCUCUACCUCGCUCCUUGACAAUGGGGACAGCUCUUCGACUACUCCAGGCGUGACCGUGGAGACUACCACCACUGGUAUUCAGACCUCGGAGAGUGAGCUUCUUGGAACUUCCAGUACUAGUGAGAUUCCUGGCACCGAGUCCACCUCUGGAAGCGUUGACACAGGAUCUUCGUGGCUGCCCACUCCUUCUUCUGACACUUGGGAAUCUACCCCUGGAGUUGCGACCACCGAGUCUAUUACUGCCGAGUCGACUAGCAUUCAUGUCUCUUCUUUGUCUACACCCAUCUCCCAGACCACCCCCACUGCUACUGAGUCCAUUGAAACCUCUACCCUCUCCGAGUCUUCCGCCUUGUCCACCACCAGCGCCGCCGACGUAGAGACAACUGGCCCGUAUGGAUACGACUUUGGCACAGAGAGCGACUGGGAGACCUCCACCCUCAGCCCCGACACCACCAGCGACUCCUUCGCCUCCAGCGCCGACGCCGUUGGCUCCUCCUCCUUCUCCCCCACCACCUUCAUGACGACCAGCAAGGCCGACACCUCUACUGCGAGCACCACCACCGAACCUCCUUACCAGCCUCCCGCCUACGAGCCCCCCUCGUACCGCGCUCCCGCUGGUAAGCGCUGGGGUCUCGGGUGGUAA
Molecule: messenger RNA, 2052 nt
Organism: Fusarium falciforme
Lineage: Eukaryota; Fungi; Ascomycota; Sordariomycetes; Hypocreales; Nectriaceae
Exons: 2
Coding region: 1-2052 (683 amino acids)
Source: RefSeq, a predicted model, not a curated record